UUUCUCGCACUCCAGCUAUUUUUUUCACGUACUCCAGCCCAUCUCUCCCCCAUCUCUCCCUCUAUAAAUACUUUCCUAAACUCCUUAUCCAUUUCCACAAACACAAACCUCUUCUUUUCAUCAACUCAACUAUCCACUAUUAUUCAGACUAUAUAUAUAUAAUUGAGAAGUUGAGAUGAAGAUCAUUGAGUAUUCAUUUCUGGCCUUCUUCUUGCUUCUUCCUCUUGUACUGGCUGACCUGCGGGUUGGUUUCUACAAUGCUACCUGCCCACAAGCUGAAUCAAUAAUACAAAAAGUCGUGCAAAAACAGUUCGCAACUGAUUCAUCCAUAACUGGCGGUUUGCUUCGCAUGCAUUUUCAUGACUGCUUUGUCAGAGGAUGUGAUGCCUCCAUACUUAUAGAUUCGACACCGAAGAAGCCAUCUGAAAAAUCGGCAGGACCAAACUUGACUGUGCGAGGAUUUGAGCUUAUUGACGAGGCCAAGAAAAGCCUAGAGGCAGCAUGCCCUUCAACUGUAUCCUGUGCAGAUAUCAUAACCCUCGCAACCCGAGAUUCAGUUGUUCUUGCGGGAGGGCAAAGCUACGCUGCUCCCACCGGAAGGCGCGAUGGCCUUGUUUCAAAUCCUGACGACGUUAACUUGCCCGGUCCAACGUUCUCCGUGUCUGAGGCGUUGCAGUCUUUCACAGCCAAAGGGUUGACCCUAAAUGACAUGGUCACUCUUUUGGGUGCACACACGGUUGGUUUAGUGCACUGUAAUUUUUUCGAAGAUAGGCUUUCAGAUUUUCAAGGCACAGGGUCUCCUGAUCCUUCUAUGGAUCCAGCUUUGGUUGCCAAGCUGAGCAAACUUUGUGCAGCUGGCAAAAACCCAACAACAUUUCUGGACCAAAAUACAUCUUCUACUUUUGAUAACCAGUACUACAAUCAGCUUCUUUUGAAGAGAGGUAUCUUGCAGAUCGACCAGGAGCUUGCUUCAGAUAACUCUACGACUGGUAUUGUUUCUGGAUUUGCAUCAAAUGGUGUGAGAUUCAGUCAGAGCUUUGCAACUGCUAUAUUAAAGAUGGGGAGUCUCCAGGUUCUUGUUGGAAAUGCAGGAGAAAUUAGGAAAAAUUGUAGAGUUUUUAAUCCCAAGUAAAAGAACUAAUUGUUUAGAGUCUUCUAAUAAAUUUAGAUAUUAAUUAUUGUGAUGAUAAUUUUUAUGUAAUAAAGCCUUACUUAUCAAGUCGUUGAGUACAUAGUUUGUUAAAUUGCUGAAACGUACUAAAGGUGGCAAUCAUAUAUGAGGUGUUAGGAAUGGAUAAGCAAAUCUCUAAAUA
Prunus avium (sweet cherry) is the source of this 1313-nucleotide messenger RNA. Its product is annotated as peroxidase 44-like. The record is from RefSeq and is a predicted model, not a curated record. Gene Ontology annotation, biological process: response to oxidative stress; hydrogen peroxide catabolic process. Gene Ontology annotation, molecular function: heme binding; peroxidase activity. Lineage: Eukaryota; Viridiplantae; Streptophyta; Magnoliopsida; Rosales; Rosaceae.